Molecule: messenger RNA, 2049 nt
Organism: Miscanthus lutarioriparius
Lineage: Eukaryota; Viridiplantae; Streptophyta; Magnoliopsida; Poales; Poaceae
Source: the annotation of a GenBank genome assembly
AUGGCGCUGCGGCACCUCGUCACGGGCCAGAACAACUGCGCCCCGGACGGCGCCUCGUCGUCCAACCCCCUCAACGCCCUCGCCAACGCCUUCCUCGGCCAGUCCUCCAAGGCGCAGUCAAUAAAGGAACUUCCUGGUUCUGUUAGUGUUCCAUCUACAUCUGACUUUAGCGCGCCUGCUCCCUUGUCAAACAUCCCUGGUUCAGAAAAUGAGUUCAAACAAGAGCAGCGACCUAUUGUACAGGGCGCCGAAUUUAUUCAUGGUGGUCCUGCUAAUGAUUGGAUUGGAUCUUUUCGGCCUCCAAUGGUUCCUGAACUCGGAGGAUUAGAAGCAGAAUUUGACCGAAUUUAUAAGAAUACAGGGACAACCUUUCAACUGCCAUUGGAUGGUCCACCACAAAGAGUGUUGUCUGGUGUCUUGCAUUCCUUUCUCACAAGUGGCCCAGCUGGUGUACCGUUUCAACCUCUUCCAGUACCAGCAGCUCUUGGUUUAUCUGAAAGCGACAAAAAGUGCAUACGUGAUCGUAGCUGCAUAAUGGCACGGCAUAUUUUUUCUGACCAACCGGAAGAAUAUAUACAGGCUCAGGUCAAUACUUUGCUGCAUUCGCUUGAUAUUGACAACCGUAUGAGAGGACCUAUGCAUGGACAAUACCCAGAACUAGAACAGUACUGGAAUCAGUCCCAAAGUUCUAUGGGUCCUGCCCCAAUGCAUAAUGCUGCUGAUAAAUGGAUUACUGAGUUUGGCAAGCAAAAUAAUAACCCAGAAAAUUGGGCAAACUCUUUCGAACAACAAUAUGGCCCCAAUGGCUGGGCCUCUGAGUUUGAACAGAUGAGCCGGGGUGAACUUAUUAUAGAAGAUAAUCAAGUAAAAGAAGGUUCAGCAUCCCAAUCCAGUGGCUGGGCUGAUGAAUUUCAAACACAGUACAAUGCUAAUGCAAACUCAUGGGCGGAUCAGUUUGCACAUGAAGAGCUUUCACAAGGGGCGGAUAAGUGGGUUAGCGAGUUCUCUAGUCAACAUAAUCAAGGUGCGCUAAAUGAGAACUGGGUUGAUGAGUUCUCAAAAUUAAAUGUCACUGAUGAAUGGGCAGAGGAAUUCAGUGGAGGUGGUUUUGGCGAAAGCUCUGCUGAUCCCUGGGUAGAUGAGUUCCAAGAACACUUGUCAUCUUUCAAACAAAGUUCGGGCAUCUCUCGAGGGGUUUAUGUUUUUUCUGAGAACAACCCGUAUGUUGGUCACCCUAAUCCAAUGCAGGAAGGACAGGAGCUCUUCCGCAAGGGCCUCUUAAGUGAAGCUGUUCUUGCUUUAGAGGCUGAAGUUUUGAAGAAUCCUGAUAAUGCUGAAGGUUGGAGGUUGUUAGGCGUAACACAUGCAGAAAAUGAUGAUGACCAACAGGCCAUUGCAGCAAUGAUGCGUGCGUUGGAAGCUAAUCCGACAAACCUUGAAGUUCUUCUUGCUCUUGGUGUUAGUCACACAAAUGAAUUGGAGCAGGGAGAAGCGUUAAGGUAUCUUUAUAGGUGGCUUCAGAAUCAUCCAAAAUAUGGUGGCCUUGUCCCUCCGCAGUCAACUGAUUCACCUUAUGGUCCUGAUGUUGUUAGAUUGUUUAAUGAAGCUUCUCAGAUGUCACCUGAAGAUGCAGAUGUUCAUAUAGUUCUGGGAGUCUUAUACAACCUAUCAAGAGAGUAUGAUAAAGCUAUAGCUUCAUUUAAGACAGCACUACAGCUCAAACCACAGGACUAUUCACUCUGGAACAAGCUUGGUGCUACCCAAGCAAACAGCAUCCAGAGUGCUGAUGCAAUAUUGGCGUAUCAGCAGGCUCUAGACUUGAAACCCAACUAUGUGCGUGCAUGGGCGAAUAUGGGAAUCAGCUAUGCCAACCAGGGUUUGUACGAGGAUUCCAUUCGAUACUAUGUAAGGGCAGUUGCAAUGAACCCUAAAGCUGACAACGCCUGGCAAUACUUGAGGAUUUCUCUUAGCAAUGCUUCACGAGCUGACAUGAUUGCUGCAUGCGACGCCCGCAACCUUGACGCUCUUCAGAAAGAGUUUCCUCUGUGA